Messenger RNA from Zymoseptoria tritici IPO323, 2014 nucleotides. RefSeq lists its product as uncharacterized. The transcript has 3 exons. The record is from RefSeq and is a predicted model, not a curated record. NCBI's taxonomy places the organism in Eukaryota, Fungi, Ascomycota, Dothideomycetes, Mycosphaerellales, Mycosphaerellaceae. Gene Ontology annotation, molecular function: zinc ion binding; DNA binding; DNA-binding transcription factor activity, RNA polymerase II-specific. Gene Ontology annotation, biological process: regulation of DNA-templated transcription; response to xenobiotic stimulus; DNA-templated transcription. The coding region runs from base 1 to 1761 and encodes 586 amino acids.
AUGGACCCCACAGAGGAAAACGGCGGCGAUACCAGCCCGCCGGCCGCUCAGAAACGACAACGAGCCAAGCAAGCCUGCGAACCAUGCCGCCUUCGAAAGCGCAAAUGUGACGGCGCCUCGCCUUGUAAUAUGUGCACGCAAUUCGAAUACAAAUGCUACUUUGAGCGACAUCCACGGAAACGAAGCAAACUCUCUGAAGUUUUCCACAAUUCCCAACCUAGCUCCGAGGAUGUCACGAAGAUGCGAUCCAUGGAAGCCAAUUCGGGAAUUGCAUUCACGAGACUGCUGGGUCAGAGACUGGAUCCUUCGUCGGGAGGACCGAAAUUGUUCACGUUUGGUUGGAAUUUGGGGAGUAAUUCGUAUACCCCGCCGCCAGCGAUGCCGGUGGUGACGGAUAUUCUGGAUCAGGAGAGUAUGUAUACGCUGGCGGGAUUUUACUUUGCGAACGUGCAUCCGAUCUAUGGGUUUUUGAAGAAGUCGUGGGUGUUGAAGAAUAUUGCUUUGAGGUGGUCGAGACCGGCGAGCUGUGAGGUGCCGGAUCAUAUCCUUUGUGGUGUUGCGGCGCUGGGGAUAUUAUUCUCUGAUGCGAGUAAUGAUGCUGCGUUGACUCGACUCGUCGACGCUCAGAAGCAGGUCCUCGAGUCGACGAGUACGAUGCUACCACCUCGCCUUUCCGACGUCCAGUCUUGGAUCCUCCGCUGUCUUAUCCUACGAGUUACCGAUCACCCUCACGCCACCUGGCUGGCAACAUGCACGACAAUACACCUUGUCGAGUCCAUCGGCCUGCAACUCGAAGCCAGCAGUUUCGUCCUCCAUCCCGCGGCCAACGAGCUUUCCUCCGAACCUGAGCUCCGACGUCGCACCUUCUGGGUGGCUCGCAUGCUCAACUCCUGGGUGAGCUUCGAGUACGGCCGGACACGCGUAGCUCUGCGUGGCAUAACAGCCAACCUCCCCACUUCUGACGAAGGAGACUACACGACUCACUACAUUGACUUGUACAGCAUAUCAUGCUGCCUCGACCCGGAACAAUCCGACAAAGCCGGAGAAUGGGAAGACUUCCUCGAGCGGCUGGACGCCUACGAACCGAAACACGACGGUAUUGCUUUGUCGAAAGCCAACCUCGGACUGUGUGGGUACCGUCGACUCCGGCUCGCGAAUCCCAACCUCUCACCCGAUGCUAUCGCCAAGAUCAUCAAGAUCGGCCUGGAUGGCCUCGCGGCUGCACGACGAAUGGCAGCGCAAGGCAUGCCGUGGUGGCACGUCGCCAACGUCCCUUUUCAAGUCAUCUGUGUCUUCCUCGCGAUGGACGGACGAGAGUCCCUCUCCCACCUCUCGACCGCGAUGCGAACCCUCGAUUUCGUCGUCGACCGUUUCCGCACAACCGCGAUGAAAGAAGUGUUGAAAAUGGCGCGGUUCCUCAUUCGAUUAUCGAAGAAGAGGAAAGACGAAGACUCGGAGGUCUUGAGUCUGACGCUGCAGAAAGAUGCGCCGGACGUGCAGGUCCCUCUCGCGGCGGUGAAUUACGAGAUCGAACCGAUGCUGUCGUCCCAAGCGCCAGUGGGGAAUGGGUUGGCGGUUGGAGGGGGGAUGGUGAGCGGGAGUGGGAAUGUCCAUGUCAAUGCGGCGAGUCAGACGCCUAAGACGGCGAGUAGUGAGGAUUGGAAUUUGGAUGUGCUGAAUGAUUCGCAGUUUGAUUGGAACUUCUUUUUGAACGCGAAUAUGCCUGCGUUUAGCACGUUUGCGCCGGAUGGGACGAUGUGACGGACGUGACGAGGGCGAUGUGAAGAAGCGAAGACGAGCGACGAGAUACAUUACCUACGAUACCCGACGGCGGACGACGGAACAGUGAAUAUGAGGACAAAGACCAAGAGCCAUCCAACUAUGCUUGAAAUAUUGAUGAGAGAAUUGAUGGAUAAGAUUUCACUCUCGGGAACGACUCCGGGUGUACCUGCAUUAGCUCGAUGCAGCCCCACGAUUUCCACGACUGGUCGAUCUUUUGUAAUGGUGAUGCAAU